AUGACAUGGAUUAUUCUGAAAUGGGAUAAAUUGUUGGAAAACAUAGGUUUCUGUACACUGAACUUGAAUCCACAUGAUAUCACAUGGUUUAAAAUAAAGACAAACAGCUUUACCAUUAAUCCAUUCUGGUGGAAACAAGGAUUUCUACCUAGCUCUGCCACUUCUGGUCCAAAUGACACAGUUUCUUUUGCAGAAUGCACUCUAUAUAUGCAGAAUCAUUCUAAAAUGAGGAUAAAUUUUGAAAUGACAUGUGUACUGUCUUACUCGAAAAACAUCCUGCCCUGCCGCCGCCUCGCGAUAAUGAGCUCGGGCAAGUACCUCCAACUCAAGCAGUAUUUGAAGGCCCUUCCAGACAAACUCCCCAUCUCACCUCCAGAGUCGAGACUCAACCGCUUGCUGAACUUCACGCUUGAUCAAGAUUGGGUAAUUGAUGCAGGAGAAGAAGCAGCCAUUAAUCGAGAACCGGAGGCUGCCUUGCAUGACUUUCUCCCCAGAAAUGAUAAUGGUAUCUUUUACAUCAAGGAACGAGGGCCAGGCAUCGAAGCGCUGGCGGACGUACUCGAGUAUUGGCUGCCAAAACAUCCUGGAUCAGUGAUCUUGGAGUUAUGGUUAAAAAGUGCGAUCGAGUCUGCAAAGAAGUGCAUAUUGACUCACGGCAGGGAGCUUCCAGAGUUUGAUCCCGAGCCUCAGAACAUUCAACAUGCUCCGAAAGGAAAGGCUACUGUGAAAUCAGCUUCCAAGCAGUCGACAUUGAAUGUGACUCACCAAACAACCCUGUUCAACUUAACGGCCCCCAGCUCGCAACCCAAAUCAAGUGCGACGUCGACAAAGAAGCUCGACACGAAAGCCCUCGCAGAUACGAUCAACCCCAAUUAUGUAGAUGGUGCCGAGCCAGACGAUCGUCGGGAGGGUGGACGCAAAACGUUGCCGUUGUUGCAGAAGAUCUCACGACCAUGCUAUCCAGUGGCAGACGAGAGCAAGAAGUUGGCGCGUUGUCUCGCGAGCAAGGGUUGUCACACCACCUGGGGGUGGCCUCGUGAUAGGACUCGUAUCUUGAAGCAUGCAGCGGCUUGCGGUUAUCUGGCGAAAAUGGAAGGGGGAGACUUGGUUCGGCAAGCAAUUCACGAGCUCGCCAGGAAAGAACCUGGCCUGGUGAAUAAGUUAAUGAAGAACAUGGGCGUCGCGCCAGAAGUUAAACGUCCCCACGACGAUCUCAUGGGAAUUACUGGAGAUGCACCACCCCUGAAACGCUCACGGACUGAGCCAAUAAUAGGAACACCUCGUGUCGAUAACUUAGCAGCCUCGGAUACCACAAUCCGCGCUGGCCAACCAAUGAAGGCCUUUCGGCUUGAAGGGAAAAAAGUACUUGAGGAGAGGGCAAACACUGCGCUAGUCAACUUCAUAGUUUGUUGUGGGAUCCCUCCUCGUGUUCUCGGAUCCGAUGAAUUCAAGACUUUUGUAAACGCACUCAAUGGGAAUUACAGCCCUCCAAGCCGAACGACUUUUGAAGAUAGUUUAGUGCCGACACAUGCCGCCGCCAUUAAACUUGUAAUGAUCAACUACUUCAAGACCUGUCGCGAUUUGAUGCUUACCUUCGAUGGGGGAAAACUUGGGAAGAAAAAAUUCUUUUCCAUUCUUGCAACAACUGUUCAUCGACAAUCAUUCUGCUUGGAACUUGACGACAUAUCAAGAUUGAAUGAAUUCAAAGAGAUUAUCAGCCAGUUGCGAGAGCUACUAGCUUUCAUGAGUCUGUCCUCGUUUACUCAGGAUCAUUUUGAUCUCGCUCGUGAGGAGCUUCAUAUUCCACGAGGCCUUCAAUCAGUUGGUGAAACACGCUUUGGAACAAUUUAUUGGUCUUUAAACUCAGUCAUCGAUGGUAUCCCGGCAUUCAAGAAAAUUGUUCGGGACCAAAGCAUCGGAAUUGAGAGCCAGAUGCUUCAUGACAUCUUUGAUGACGAUGAAGAUGUUUUCAUCUUCCUUCGAGACUUAAAGCGGUUAGGUGCAAUACUCAUGCCAUUCGCUCGCGCAAUUCAGUGCCUUGAGGCAAAGGAUACAAACCCAUCAGAUGUUUAUACAUACUGGCUUGCGAUUGUCGCCCAUCUUCACGAUAUCAUGGUAAAAGAUGAUGCACUGAAGGAGAAAGCAAAAUAUUCCCGAGCUCUGAAGGAAAAGAUACACGCGAUAGCAAACUUCCGGUUCUCGCAACUUAUAGAAGAUGACCGAGCUUCAAAUAUUUACCUCACCGCCUUUGUUCUCGACCCAGAAAACCGUGCGGCUCCAAUCCUUGAGAAUCCAAACCCACUCGCAAUACCCUCCAUAACCAUCACCCGGGAGAAAGGAAAGAAGCCAGCUAUCAAGACGAAGGCUGAAGCACUCCAUGGUAUUGGGUUGAGCCUUCUGAAGCUGUUACAAAGGGAGUACGGUGAUGAAUACCGCACAGGUCGCUCAGCAGAGGAGGCACGAAAGGCCAUGGAGAUCAACCCCCGGAUUGCCCAUCUGAAUCCCCAUGACGCCAUUAGCGCUUUGAAGAAACAGUUCAAGGCAUAUUUGGUGGGCAUCGAGCCAUUUACGCGCAGGCGAGGACGGAAGGAGUCACUACGAGAGUAUUGGUGCUGCUAUCUUAUGCAGGAGGACUCCGACAUACUUGCGGCCCUCGCUGUAAAGAUCUUCUCUGCAAUGCCGGUGUCAAUGGUCGAUGAGCGAGCAAUGAUGGAUACAAGUACUUAA
Molecule: messenger RNA, 2727 nt
Organism: Laccaria bicolor S238N-H82
Lineage: Eukaryota; Fungi; Basidiomycota; Agaricomycetes; Agaricales; Hydnangiaceae
Exons: 14
Coding region: 1-2727 (908 amino acids)
Source: RefSeq, a predicted model, not a curated record